CAGCGAGUUGCAGUGAAACGCAGCGACUGAAGAGAGUGGAGGAGAGGAGGAAGGAGGAUGAUGGGAGUGAAUAUUACCCCCUUUAACUGACCCACAUAUCACAGUAGACCCACUUAUUAUCUAGGAUAGUUCUUGUUCUUUUGGAUUUUUCUCCACCAAGAUGUCGGCGUCGGCGAUAUUUAUCCUCGACCUGAAGGGAAAGGUGCUGAUCUGCCGUAACUACAUGGGGAACAUGGACAUGAAUGAGAUUGACCACUUCAUGCCCAUCCUGCUGAAGAGAGAAGAGGAGGCUGAGAUGACACCCCUGAUUACCCAUGGGUCCUCACACUUCCUGUGGAUCAAACACAGCAACCUUUACUUGGUGGCGAUGACGAAGAAGAAUGCCAACGCUGCCCUGGUGUACUCCUUCCUUUAUAAAAUUGUCCAGGUAUUUAAGGAGUACUUUAAGGAGCUUGAAGAGGAAAGUAUUCGUGACAACUUUGUGACGGUGUACGAGCUGAUGGACGAAGUGAUGGACUUCGGUUUCCCUCAGACUACUGACAGCAAGAUCCUACAAGAGUACAUCACACAGCAGGGUCAUAAAUUAGAGGUUGGGGCACCUCGACCUCCUGCCACCGUCACCAAUGCUGUGUCUUGGCGGUCAGAGGGCAUCAAGUACAGGAAGAACGAAGUUUUCAUGGACGUCAUCGAGUCAGUUAAUCUACUGGUGAGCGGCAAUGGCAGCGUCCUGCGGAGUGAAAUAGUGGGCACCAUCAAGCUCAAAGUCGUCCUGUCUGGCAUGCCUGAACUCAGACUGGGGCUCAACGACAAAGUGCUGUUUGAAAUCACAGGCAGAGAGAAGAGUAAGACAGUGGAACUGGAGGAUGUGAAGUUUCAUCAGUGUGUCCGUCUGUCACGCUUCGAGAACGACCGCACCAUCUCUUUCAUCCCCCCCGAUGGCGAGAGCGAGCUCAUGUCCUACCGCCUCAACACUACAGUGAAGCCUCUCAUAUGGAUUGAGAGCGUGAUUGAGAAGUUCUCUCACAGCCGUGUGGAGAUCAAGGUGAAGGCUCGGAGUCAGUUUAAGAGCCGGUCCACUGCCAACAAUGUGUCCAUUCUGGUGCCAGUGCCCAGCGAUGCUGACUCACCCAAGUUCAAGACCAGCACAGGCAACGCCAAGUGGGUGCCCGAGAAGAGCGUGGUGCAGUGGAACAUCAAGUCUUUCCCUGGUGGUAAGGAGUACAUGAUGCGGGCGCACUUUGGGCUCCCCAGUGUGGAAAGUGAUGAGCUGGACGCAAAGAGACCAAUCACAGUUAACUUUGAGAUCCCUUAUUUCACCGUGUCUGGGAUUCAGGUGCGUUACCUUAAGAUCAUAGAGAAGAGCGGUUACCAGGCAUUACCAUGGGUGCGCUACAUCACACAAAGUGGAGAUUACCAGCUCCGGACAAACUAAAGGGCACAGAUGCUGCUAGACGAAUGGAUAUUUUCUCCCUCUGUCUGUCUUCCUCUCUCCUCUCCUCUCUCUGUUUCUCUGGCUCCCCGUCUGCAGUGGACAGCAGAGGACAAAGCGCAGGAGGACCCCACCCUGAACGGAAACAAGACAUCAUUCCUCCCUCUAAGACAUUUUCAACUCUGAUGGGAAAGGCUUUUGUGUCACCUCUGACCUGUGAUUCUGUUUUUUAAGGGCUCCUCAGGAUUCCAGCAAAAUGUUCUAAUAUGUGAAUAAUGAACUGAUAACUUUGUGAUAGUGUCUGGUUCGGGCAAGCUCUCAUUUCCUCACUUUUAAUGUGAUAUCCCUCGAGGUUACAGAAAUUUAAUACAGAAUUUUUUUGGGGGAAAAGACAUUAUUUUUAAUCACCUUUUCCUCAGAAAAAGAACAUUUUGAAUAAUUAUGAAAUAAAGAAUUUGGAGCAUUAUCUUUUUUUUGGUCCUUGGCUUGUCCAUUGAGAUGCGUAGCUUUUUACUGUGUAACAUGCAAACCAAAAGAUUAGUGCCAAUAUGCAGAAACUGUGACGCGUCAUUGUAAUUUUUUAUUUCUUUCUAUAUGAUCGCAGAUGAAAGUGUGCCGUGUUCUCCUUCAGAUUUUAUUAUUUUCUGUAGAGGGUUUUAACCGUGACACAUCCUGGCACUUCUGUCCACAUCUUUAACUGUAAGGGUUUUUAUUCCUCAUAUGUUUUGUCCUUAAUAACCACUUUAUGAUCCAUAUACGGUUCCUUUUCUACUCAGUUGUUAAUCUUCAUCCCUCUCAAAGGCAUGUUUUGCUGGAACCUCUAUAUUUUAUAUUCAUUGCCUUAAAAAAUUGCCUAUGUAUCAUCACCUUUAGCACUGUGAACAUAAUCCCCAGUGCACUGAAACUAACACCAGCGACCAGAUCAAUGAUUAAUAAGGCACAAUAUUGUCAGAGGCGUUGGCAGUGUAACAUAAUACAUUCAACGUGCUCUCAUGGGGCCUGUAACCUUGUCCUUGUGCUCGAAAAUCAGCUUGCAGCUUUGAGGCAGAGACUGAAGGAAUGAGCAUGGUGCAGAAUUUUUUGUCACAUUUCUGUCUGUUGUUUAUACUGUACUAGUUUGUCCCCUGUGGAAAAUGUUUGAAGGACAAUACAGAGGGUUGAGGAGGGGAGGUGCAGGACAAAGGUAAAACACCCUGCAGGGAAUUCUCUGCAGAAUUGGAGAAUAUUGACAAUAUGUUGAGGUAAUUGUUUUUCCAUGAGUCUUUCUUUUUUAAUGUAUAUGUCCACCACUGCAGGCCCAUAUACUUCUUCAAAGCAGUUUGUGGUGUGAUUCACUCCCUCUAUUGUCCAUGCAUUGCACCACAUCAGUCCAGCAGCACUGCCAUCAGCAAAGAAGAAAAGUCCUGUGUCAAUUUAUUGCAUCUCCGCUGUUAAACCUUCUGUUACAAUCAUUCCAUUGUCUUGUGUGGGGACAUAUUUCUGACACCAAUGAGGAUUGUUAAUAAGUGUGUGUUAUCGUGUGUUUGCAUUAAUUUAUCAACUACUGUUUGUCGAUAGGAAGCAAAGGGAUAUAUUUGGAAAUAAAACAUUUUUUGUAUCUUG
Centropristis striata (black sea bass) is the source of this 3031-nucleotide messenger RNA. RefSeq names its product adaptor related protein complex 1 subunit mu 3 (gene ap1m3). Gene Ontology annotation, molecular function: clathrin-cargo adaptor activity. Bases 161 to 1432 code for a protein of 423 amino acids. The transcript is spliced from 12 exons. Gene Ontology annotation, cellular component: clathrin adaptor complex; clathrin-coated vesicle. Lineage: Eukaryota; Metazoa; Chordata; Actinopteri; Perciformes; Serranidae. The record is from RefSeq and is a predicted model, not a curated record. Gene Ontology annotation, biological process: vesicle-mediated transport; intracellular protein transport.